Aspergillus melleus is the source of this 1626-nucleotide messenger RNA. Its product is annotated as fungal specific transcription factor domain-containing protein. The transcript has 4 exons. The record is from RefSeq and is a predicted model, not a curated record. NCBI's taxonomy places the organism in Eukaryota, Fungi, Ascomycota, Eurotiomycetes, Eurotiales, Aspergillaceae. Gene Ontology annotation, molecular function: sequence-specific DNA binding; zinc ion binding; DNA-binding transcription factor activity, RNA polymerase II-specific. Gene Ontology annotation, biological process: DNA-templated transcription; positive regulation of transcription by RNA polymerase II. Bases 1 to 1626 code for a protein of 541 amino acids.
AUGCUGCAAGAAGCACGUUCAAGUGCAGCAAGUGAUUCGGUUCCUUCGCCAACUGGACAGCCUGUUGCGAACCCUGCCCAUGCUAGUAUAGCUCCUGUCGACGACGAUCGCAAUGACCUCGGUGGUCUACCCUCUAUCAUCGGCACUCUGAGCUUGAACGCAGCGGGAGCAGAGCCUAGCUAUCUAGGACCAUCCUCUACGUUUGCUUUUGCGCGCUUUAUAAAACCAUCGCUUCGACAGGCAGUAUCUUCGCUGUCACCCAGCCUCUCCAGGCCGGAUGCAGAUACCCAUGGCGCAAUCCCGGAGCCAUGUCCGCUGCCAGACUACCGCACGGCCGUCAUACUAAGUAACGCAUACUUUCAGAACAUUCAUCCCCAGUACCCGUUCCUACAUGAGCCAACUUUCCGCACGUGGGAGGCUGCAAUGGAGGAUCCUUUCGAGGGGAUCAGUAGGUUCGCCUACGACCCUGUACCUCUAUAUUUUCUGAACAUGGUCUACGCCAUUGGAGCUAUUCUACUACCCAGCACCGGAUAUUCGGCGGAGCAACUGAAGCUAGGCGGACAAGCGUUACGCCAAUGCGUGAAUCUCGGCUAUCAUCGUAGUCAGAGGAGGUUGAGGUCUACUCUCAAUCCACUACAACAGGAGAUGCAAAAGAGGGCGUUCUGGAGUGCGUAUGUGAUGGAGUGCUCGGCUGCUGUUAUGCUAGGACGACCAUUGAGUCUUCAUUUCCGAGAAAUUGACGCGGAGCUUCCUUUGGACAUCGAGGAAACCUUUCCCUCGCAAACAGGCAUCUGCAGCUCUCCGCGGUCUUCGCCAACCGAACCCCCCACGAUGAUGACCCACGCUAUCCACGGCUUCCGAAUCCGCAGUCUUCUCGGGUGCAUCCAGACGGCCCUUUACUCCGACAUUACCCUCCAAGAUCCCGAAAUUCGCAAAGCCCGUGUGCAAGAGCUAUCAGCCAAUCUCGAGAAGUGGCAUGCCGAGUGCCCUACUCCAAUGAUUCCGCCUGAAGGCGGCGCUCUCUCAUACUUCGUUACCCCGGACUGGUACGAGACGAACUACAAUUACGCCGUAUUGCAGCUUUAUCGCAUCCAGAUCACCGACAACAAGGAUCCAGCAUCUGAUGAGAUCUUCUUGAAAUGUCUGUACGCCGCCAAGGCCGUUUGUCACAGCUACCGUCGCCAAUCCAUCGGCAAGCCAGUCACCUAUACAUGGAGUGCCUUGCACGAGCUGUUCCUCGCGGGCCUGACAUAUCUAUACUGUCUGUGGACGUCCCCGACUGCCCGGGAAGUUUCUCGUCAUGACCAGGUCAGUAGUACCUGCAUGGACUGUACGAUGGUCCUUGUGAUUCUGGCGGAACGAUGGCCUGAUGCGGCGCCGUAUCGGGAUGUUUUUGACGCACUGGCUAGCCGCACUAUGACUAUGAUGGCGGACUUGCAGCAGGAUAAUCAAGUCGCCCCGACGGCGCUGAUUCCUGGCAAAGAUACGUAUCCGGAACAGUUGCCGCAGUGGGUGGCUGGGAUCUCGGAUGGUCUUUCUGCUGGGGUGGAUUGGUUGUUGGGGGAGUUGAUAAAUUAUGGUCCUAUUCUGCAGCAAUGUGCCGAUGGCGAGAGAUGGUCUGGGUAG